This is a messenger RNA of Aspergillus glaucus CBS 516.65, 700 nucleotides long. RefSeq lists its product as uncharacterized. NCBI's taxonomy places the organism in Eukaryota, Fungi, Ascomycota, Eurotiomycetes, Eurotiales, Aspergillaceae. Bases 16 to 591 code for a protein of 191 amino acids. The transcript is spliced from 2 exons. The record is from RefSeq and is a predicted model, not a curated record.
CAGUGCGAGGAGCUGAUGGCCCGAGGGAUUAACGCCGAGGGUUGUCGUGAGGGUAUACAGUGGGCGAUUAAGAAUAUGCCCGCUACGCAGCCCGUUGACCCUGCAGAGCCACAAAACCUACAUCCCGACGUAUUAUGGCGAAUACAGUAUCUGAAAUAUAUGUACUGCGACACUUCCAACAUCCCCGACGAAGAACUGGCAAACAUCCACGCUAUUCUCGAAGCCUAUCGCACUGGGAAACUCUACGUCGACACAGAAAAAGUGACGGUCUGGUUUGGAGGUAAUAUGGUCAUGGGGCCUAUUUCGAGGCGGGAUUUGGAGUUUGAGGACGUGAUUGUGUCGGUGGAGGAGUGGAGGGAAAGGCUUGGGCCAGGGAUGGUUUGGGUUGAGAAGGUAUGUCGCUCGCGGUCCGUGAUUCAAGAUGCUAGGGCCUUAUACUGGUACAAAUUGAAACAUCUCCCAUCAAGACUUGAUCGGAGACUAGAUCUACUUCGUUAUAUUAAGAAUGCGACGUGGGAAUGGCAUAAACUUUGCUUGAACCUUGCGGCGGUAAAUGCAGCAAACCUGGUUUCGCAAUCUGUUAGCCGAUAGAAGCACGGUUCAGUUCUUGGGCUUAGGGCCACCAGUCAAAUCCUGGAGAACUCGGUACAACUGAUUACAAAGUGAUGACUGGCUAGGUCCUUCUGCGAAGGUUGAGGAA